AUGAAUAAAGAUAGCAAGAUUGCAAAUCAAGUAUCAUAUGCAUAUGAUGCACAACAAGUGGAUUUUAAUGAAGAGCAAUUUGAUGACAAUCAAAAACAAAGAGUAGAAGUAAUUGAGGACGGUCGUGUUACGACUGAUCAACAAACCACUGAAAGUUAUCAAGUUGCAGGAGAUAUUAUCGUAGACAAUAAUCAGCAAAUUUUCAGCGAAAUGAAUAAGAUCGACAUGGAUAUUUCUCCUAUUGUUGGAUAUGCUGAGGAGCCUUUGCUGCCACUUGCUGAAGCAUGUGCUCCACUGAUCGAUAUUAUUAAUAACUUAUCGGUCUAUGUGCAGCUGGCACUAGAUGAAACUCCAGAAAGUCCACCCGAUGGCUUGACAGUUGAUGAGAGCGCUGCAAUUCGUCUAUAUACGAUCGAAUGGGAACGACCACAUCGAAGCUUAUAUUCAAUGCUCAAUCACACUCUAAAAAGCACAAAUCGUGAAGAACUUCGACCCUAUUUUAAGUAUAUGAAACUAUUCUUGACAGCACUGGUCAGACUUCCGUGUGUUCCACCAUUGACUGUUUGGCGAGGAGUUACAAAAAAAUUGACUGCAGAAUUUCCACCUGGUACUCCAAUGACAUGGUGGUCAUUUUCUUCAUGUACGACAUCGCUAUCUGUAUUGGAGAAUAACAUGUAUUUGGGUACUACAGGUGCGAGAACGCUAUAUUCUGUUGAAGCCAUCAAUGGACGAACAAUACGUGCCCAUUCACAUUUCGUUACAGAAGAAGAAAUUCUUCUUCUACCCGGUACUCAUAUGAUAGUGCAAUCACAAUUGAGUCCAGCAUCUGAUCUCUAUAUCAUUCAUUUGAAACAAGUCAUACCAGAACAAACCUUACUGGAGCCUCCUUUCGAAGGUAACUUCCAAGAUUUCAGGUCCAUAUUCUAA
Rotaria sp. Silwood2 is the source of this 927-nucleotide messenger RNA. The record is from the annotation of a GenBank genome assembly. Lineage: Eukaryota; Metazoa; Rotifera; Eurotatoria; Philodinida; Philodinidae.